This is a messenger RNA of Haliotis rubra (blacklip abalone), 328 nucleotides long. RefSeq lists its product as uncharacterized. The record is from RefSeq and is a predicted model, not a curated record. Lineage: Eukaryota; Metazoa; Mollusca; Gastropoda; Lepetellida; Haliotidae.
UACUACGAUCAGCAGCCAUGAAAUUCGCCCUUCUGAUCCUCGUGCUCAUGCCCCUGGUUUACUGUGACUUCAUCGAUCAGUUCCUCAAAUUGUUUGACGUGGGAGAGCUGAAGGCCGUUGUCCAGAAGAUUGCUGACAACGUGGGAUCUAACGGCACCGAGGCCGCUUGUGAGAGGAGUGCAUCAGCCAUCCUGAUGCACAAUGCGCUCCUCUCCAGCGGCUGCGACCUCAUCUGCAGAUCACUCCAGUCCCUUGUCAAGCAGUUCCACAUCGUCUAGAAAGAGUGAUGUAAAAUACUAAUCAGGAAAUAAACGUGUUUUUGGCAUAA